This is a messenger RNA of Daldinia loculata, 1094 nucleotides long. RefSeq names its product S-adenosyl-L-methionine-dependent methyltransferase. Gene Ontology annotation, molecular function: O-methyltransferase activity. The coding region runs from base 158 to 847 and encodes 229 amino acids. Lineage: Eukaryota; Fungi; Ascomycota; Sordariomycetes; Xylariales; Hypoxylaceae. The record is from RefSeq and is a predicted model, not a curated record. The transcript is spliced from 2 exons.
GGUUUAUUACCGAAACUCUAGUGCUUGACAUUGAAGAUCCCUGCCUGCAACAUUAGUAGAUGAACUAAGUAGGUAGGUAUGAAUAUAAAAGGAGCGAGCAUCCCAAGAGUCUCCUCGAGGUACUAUAUGCUUAAGCAGAACCAAUUCAUUACCCACCAUGCCUAACUUCCCCGAGAUCGAGACAACGCUAGCCUCCGUAGAGGCCAGUCCUCAAAUCCUCCAGGUCCUUCGCGACUUGCAUACAAAGGCCCUUUCCGAAACCCCCUUUUUAGGUGGGAAUGGGCCGACAACAGGGGCUUUAGACAGGUUUGUGGCUCUUGAUCCCGACAAGUGCGCAUUAGUCUAUCUUCUCCUCCGAUCUACCCAGGCGCGUUUCGUCGUUGAAGUUGGGACAUCUUUUGGCUUGAGCACUAUAUAUCUCGCGUUGGCCGUAGGACAGAAUGCCGGACUACAAGGCUCUGAUGGAAAGGUCAUCGCGACGGAGAAUGAGCCCAUUAAGGCAGCGAAAGCCCGAGAGCAUUGGAAGGCCGCUGGAAACGAGAUCGAGAAGUGGAUUGAACUAAGAGAGGGCGAUCUUCGUGAAACUCUCAAGACGCAUUUGCCUGAGAAAAUCGACUUUCUACUGCUGGACAUCUGGACUCCCCUAGCGCUACCAACCUUGGUCCUUGUGCACCCACGAUUAAAGGUUGGCGCAAUGGUCGUUGCUGAUAACACUAUUGUGGCGGCGGAUGGAUACAAGGACUUGGUUAGCUACCUAGAAGACCCUGCCAACGGAUUUAAGAUGACAACAGCCCCUUUUUCCGGGGGUCUUCUCAUUGCGGUAUACGUGGGGAAGAGAAACUCGUAAUCGGUUGUCGAUGCUUUGGGCAUCAUUUCCGACUUUACCGGUCUUUUUACUUCAUCAGCCGAUAUAUUCUUGGGGUGCUGACGGUGAGAAGGGUUAUUCUCACCUGGAUUAGCCCAGGAAGAGGCGAUCCCUGGAUCUCUGGCCCAGUGAGACAUCCAGGAUAAAGAGGUUCCAGCUAAGUUCAUAGUUUUUUGUACUUCCACAGAAUUCUCUUUUCACUUCUCGCUCGCAUUCUCACAACAAUGGC